Scedosporium apiospermum is the source of this 1131-nucleotide messenger RNA. RefSeq lists its product as uncharacterized. The transcript is spliced from 6 exons. Lineage: Eukaryota; Fungi; Ascomycota; Sordariomycetes; Microascales; Microascaceae. The coding region runs from base 1 to 1131 and encodes 376 amino acids. The record is from RefSeq and is a predicted model, not a curated record.
AUGGAUGAAUUCCCUCCUGAGUAUGUGAAUGCGAGCAAUGCGGGCCGGAUCGUAGGCGUCGUUGGCGUUUUCCAUAUCAUCGCUUUCGCCUUUGUCUCCCUGCGCGUCUAUGUCCGGCUGUUCAUGGUCAAGGCAUUCGGCAUCGACGAUACGCUUAUCAUCAUUUCUGCUCUUCUUGCGCUUGCUUCAUGGAUCUGCUUAAUCCUUCAGAUACCCUACGGCCUCGGGCGCCAUGGCAUGGUCGUACCGGUGGAAGAUCGGAUAAAGUUCGAAAAGAUAACUUUCUGGAAAACGGUGAUAUCGGACGGCUUUGCCUUGGGCUUUGUUGUAGCGUACUCUAUCCAGGCUAUUACUUGGCUCUUCGUCUACUGCACCCCGUAUUCGGGGUGGUGGGAAUUCCAGUGGAUGAACCCAUUCGACCCAAGAUGUCACGACUUUAAUGUCUUCGUCAAUCUCGUGUAUUGGAAUAUCUCGUGCCAUAUCUUCACGGACGUUUGUCUCGGCGCUCUACCUGUUCCUAUUAUCUGGACCCUAAAGAUGAAACUUCGGGUACGGAUAUACGUAAUUGCUAUUCUCAACCUCGGCUACUUUGCUGUCCUAAUGGGCAUUCUCAAGGCCGUGUUCAUGCUCACAACCGGUGGCGACCCAGACGCCAUCUUCGACUACUGGGUCCAUUUUUGGCAAAACCUACAACUCAACAUUGGUAUCAUCGCCGCGUGUGCCUCGUUUCUCAAGCCUCUCGUCGGACGUUUCCUGAAGAUCAAUAGCUCAGUGGGCUACUACCCCAGCUACGAUCGAUACGGCCAACGCGGGCACAGCCGCACGGGACUCUCCGUGCCUGGUACCAACAGCAAGCGGACAGGCACCAUCGAUCGAAGCCUGGGGGACGAUUUCGAUGCUCCCUCCAAGUAUAACAUUCGUAUUGCGGGGGAAGAAAUCUCUCCGGGGAGCACAAGUGUUCAGGGGACACGCGCCCACGUAGCUUCGGUAGGCAAUUCCUCGACAGAAGCCAUUUAUAUUGGUGGCCAGCCGUCCGAUUCGAAUAGCGAGGAGAUCAUAUUGCAGAACUUGGACAAGGAUCGCGGUAUCAUGUUGACUCGGGACUUCACCGUGAAGUAUAGCGACAAGUAA